Frieseomelitta varia is the source of this 1310-nucleotide messenger RNA. RefSeq names its product corrinoid adenosyltransferase-like. The record is from RefSeq and is a predicted model, not a curated record. Gene Ontology annotation, molecular function: corrinoid adenosyltransferase activity. The coding region runs from base 179 to 853 and encodes 224 amino acids. NCBI's taxonomy places the organism in Eukaryota, Metazoa, Arthropoda, Insecta, Hymenoptera, Apidae. The transcript has 3 exons.
AUAGUAUAUUUAAUAAAUUUUUCAGUUAAAUAAAAUAGUCUGUGAUGCGCAGGUUUAACCAGCAGCAUGAUCACAAAGUAACUUUACGAUUAUAUAUCGUUAAUCUUACUUCAACCAAAACUGUAUAUUUAGAAAUUGUACAUUGACAUAAUUACGUUUAGAUUUGUUUAUUAUAAAUAUGGAAGUAGUUAGAAGUGUAUGGAAAAAUCCCGUUUUGUUGUACAAAACCUUACUGCGGGCAUCAUCUAGAAAUAGCAGUUCAGCAUCAAAAGUAACAAAAAAAGAUGUUUCUGUGCGAGAUAAUGAUUUGCAAUUAUCAAAUGUAGAUGCAGAUAUAAUUGCACAAAAUGAUAUAACAUUUAAUGCUCUUGUGUCAACUGAAGAGUUGUUGUCACAAAUAGGAUUGGCAAGGGAAUUUGCAACAGAUAGCAAAGUUGAACAUCCUUAUGUUGAUAAAUUAAAAAGAGUUCAAAUGAUUUUGUUUGAUUUAAGUCAUGCUAUAUCAAAACCUAUACCUGGAAAGACUGAAGCAUUUGAAAGUAAACAUAUUAAUGAUUUGGAAGAAUGGAUAGCAGAAUAUGCCAAUCAACUACCUCCCCAGGAAACGUAUAUUAUUCCUGGUGGUGGUAAAGCUUGUUCUAUGUUACAUUCAGCAAAAGCAAUAUGCAAACGUGUAGAACGAAAUGUUGCAUUUUUAGUUCAGGAUGGUUUAUUAAAUAAAGAAGCACAAAUAUAUUUAAACAAAUUACAAAACUUCCUAUUAACAACCUCACGAAUUGCAGCCAAGUGUGAUCAACGUACAGAAAACAUAUAUAUUCCUAGAGUAGAAGUUGAAAAAAAUGAAGAAAAAUAAAUUAUAGAACUUAUAAAAAAAAAACUGUAGAUUAUUUCUUCUUUUAUUGUAAAAGUAUAAAAGUAUAUACGUACAUAAACAACCAAAUACUUCGUGCAAAAGUUCUGCAAUAUUAAUUUUUAAUAUAUUUUCAAAGUAGAUAAGUUGUAAAUAUUUUUUAAUGAAAUUAUAAAUGUCAGUUACUGAUUAUAUUGUAUUAUUACAUUAUCAAAUGUACAUAGUAAUUAAUACAUUAAGUAACGAUUUGUAAUAAAAAAUUAAAAGCACAGUACAGUCUCCAAAUACAAACAUUUUUUUAUGUAUUGUCACAUAAAGCGAUUAUAAUUAAUAGAAUAUAUUGUGUUAUUUUAUUAAAUAACUGGAUAAUUUCAUCGAAGUAGUACAUCUGUUAACAACUUUUUAUUAUAUUAUACAUACAUUAUACAUACAUAAUUUAUUGAAUAAAAAUUUAUUACUU